Clonostachys rhizophaga is the source of this 825-nucleotide messenger RNA. NCBI's taxonomy places the organism in Eukaryota, Fungi, Ascomycota, Sordariomycetes, Hypocreales, Bionectriaceae. The record is from the annotation of a GenBank genome assembly.
AUGCUUCUCAUUGGGCUGACGGGAUCCAUCGCCACGGGCAAGUCCACUGUUUCCUCCCUGCUCUCAUCACCACCAUACAAUCUCCCCAUCAUCGAUGCCGACAUUCUGGCUCGCAAGGUCGUGGAGCCCGGCACCCGUGGGUAUAAUGCCAUCGUGAAGUACUUCGGCCCCACCACCCCGGACCUGCUAGUGGCGCCGUCAGACACCAUGCCGGAGGCUGGCCCAGAUGGCAAGGGGCGACCAUUGAAUAGACCGGCUCUUGGCAGGCGCGUGUUCGGCGACAGUGAGGAGCGGAAGAAAGACCGCAACGUUUUGAAUGGCAUCGUGCAUCCUGAGGUGCGGUGGGAGAUGUUCAAGGGCGUGGUUGGCAACUACCUGAGGGGCCACUGGGCUGUCGUGCUUGAUAUCCCUCUCUUGUUUGAGAGCGGGCUGGACAGGUAUUGCGGAACCGCCGUGGUUGUUGCAGUGAGCGACCCGGAAAUUCAGAUGAAGAGGCUUAGGGCUCGCGACGCACACCUUACGGCCGAGGAUGCGGAAAAUAGGGUUCGGAGCCAAACGGACGUACGAGUCAAGGCGAAGCGAGCAGAGGCACGCGGCAGUGGAAGGGGACUUGUUCUUUGGAAUGACGGUUCAAAGGAAGAGCUCCAGGUGCAGGUGGAUGCGGCUCUGACUCAGCUGAAGACGCAGAGUCCUGGGUGGUGGUCGUAUCUGUUGCUGGCAUGCCCCCCUCUCGCUGUUGCUGUGGCGGCAUGGAGGUUGUGGGAUAAUGCGCGGAUUAACAAAGAAUGGGAGGAGCUCAAGAAACAGACGAAACAGAAACUAUAA